Diaporthe batatas is the source of this 564-nucleotide messenger RNA. RefSeq lists its product as uncharacterized. Gene Ontology annotation, biological process: positive regulation of mitotic metaphase/anaphase transition. NCBI's taxonomy places the organism in Eukaryota, Fungi, Ascomycota, Sordariomycetes, Diaporthales, Diaporthaceae. The transcript has 2 exons. Gene Ontology annotation, cellular component: anaphase-promoting complex. The coding region runs from base 1 to 564 and encodes 187 amino acids. The record is from RefSeq and is a predicted model, not a curated record.
AUGGCCACCCGGAUCACUGGUGGGGGUGGGCCCCAGCAACAGCCGCAACAAAGACGACAACAACAACAACAGCAACAACAACAGCCACAGCAGAACCGACCACAGCGACAUCAUACAGCUCUCGGGCAGAACUGGCCGCCGCUGUUCGAGUCGACAAGAGAGAUUGACAAGCGCAUUGGACGAGUGCCCACCUCCGCCAUGAACAAAGACGCUCACUUCACGUCCCUCCACCUCCACCGCGCGCGCGACGCCGACCUCCUCGAGGCCUUCGCCAAGGACCGCCUCCCCGCCGACGACAUUUACGUGCCCGCCCACCACCAGCCCGUGAACCCGGAGGACGAGGACGACGUCGUGCCCGACCAGCACGCCGCCUUCGGCAUCCAGAAGGCCACCGCCCUGCGCCGCGAGCCCGCCUGGCGCGACUUUGGCCUCGCCGAGCUCAUGGCCAAGGGGCCGGAGCCGGGCGCGUGGGGCAAGGGCGGCGCCAAGGGCAAGUUCGGCAGUGGUGGCCCUGGCGCUGGUGCUCCCGGGGGCAAGAAGGGGCCCAGUCGGUUGCCUAGGUAG